AUGGGAGCAAAAAUUAGCAGUGAAACAUUGAUUGGAGAAAAUGCAUACCUACGACGUUUCGUUGGUUUGCAACCGAUCAGUGAUAAUGAUCCAUUCUGGAAUCACUUCCUUUCCUUCAACUUCCUUAUCGAUUUCAAUGACAGGAAAGAAGUCGAACAAUUUGAUGUUUCUUUAUCGGAUAGUCUGCAGUCGCUGAUGUAUAACACGCCAACAACUUGUAAUUUCGCAUCAUUUAUUCAUGUCUUCCUCAGACGGACAGCAGAGCUAAAAGCUUCAGAAAUUUGCAACAACACAAUUUUUCUUUGGCAAACAGGAAAUGCGUUAAUCAUUCUUCGGUAUAUUUGCAAGUUUUUGGUUCAAAGACUUAAUGAGGCUGAAUUCAUCAAGGUUUUCCACAUGAAUAAAAGCUAUUUGGAGAAAAAGGAAGCAUAUGAUUCCGAUAUUGAUGAAGAAUUUGAUGGUUUUUGUAAGAACAAAGCGGAAGAAUUUUUGGACAGUCUGGUGGAUAUUUUGAUUGAUUUGCCUUCCAAUGAUUCCACGGAAACGAUCCACAUCGAAGCUGUAAAAUGCCUAAUAGCUUUGCUUAGUUCUCAGCUUUAUGACGACGAUGUCAUUAAGUCAAAUAUUUUCUACGGAUAUCUAAUGCAAGGCAGAUGCUCGACAAAGUCUCUGGAGCUCACUCGAGCCUUAAUAUCAAAUUAUCUGCAGCGAAACACUCCACGUGUUAUCAAACAUGAAAAAGAACCGGAAAGUAUUGUUCUGGGCCUUGCCGCAUUCGUUUGGUCAGCAGUGCAAAUUGUCACGGGCAUGGAUGAUUCGAAUUCAAGUAGCUCUGACAGGGAAGCUACCCCUCCAGUCUCUCUUGGAUCGUUGUCUGUGCUUCUCCUACUUAAUUUAGCAUGCCAUCAAGAUCCAGGAGCAAAGCUGAAUCCUUAUAAGGAGUCGCUUUCGAAAUUCCAAAAUUCUCAAGAAGUUUCAUCGCUGAACAAUAGUGAAGCUAGUAUAUUCAAGCUAGAUUAUAGUUUCUUAUACGAACGUUUAUGUGCUACAGUAAAUCAGGAAUCGCCUAUGUUAUUUCUGUAUAUAUUGUUGCAUAGGAACGUACUUCCAGUACUGAUUGUUCUUAAUAAUGGAGCGCAAAGCAGUGGUAUGAUUAAUUCAUAUAAUGCACAUCAUGUAUAUUUAGCACUUAUUGUUAUCCUGAUUCUUAGCGAAGACGAUUUUUUCUGUAAAGUUGCGCAUGAAACGAUGAUAAAGGAUACAACAUGGUUCAACAGUGAACGUCCGUUAGGAGAGAUUUCACUGGGUGGUUUAAUUAUCUUGGUUUUUGUCCGCAUUAUACAACUCAACACUCUGAAAACAAAGGAUCGUUACCUGCAUACAAAUUGUCUUGCAGCUUUAGCUAAUAUGUCAUCAUAUUUUAAAAAUCUGACAUCCAUUGUUUGUCAAAAACUGAUCGGAUUACUUGAGGUUUUUACUCGGCGGCAUGCAAAACUAAUUGAAAAUAUGCGCGUCAGAGCUGAAUAUGAUAUUAUGCAAGAAAAAGAGUCGCAUAAUUAUCAUAAAGAUAUAACGGCUUUGGAGGAAGGUAUACGCACUUUACUCGAAAUUUGCAACAGUUGCCUUACUUCAAAUCUUCGCUCAAACCCACACUUUAUUUAUACUAUACUUUAUAAACGUGAUCUGUUUGAUGCUUUCCAAAAUCAUCCAAUGUUCCAAGAUCUGAUUUGGAAUAUUUGUGCGGUUAUUAAUCAUUUUGCAUCACGAGUACAACUUCUGGAAAGAGGAUCGUCAGUCAGCGCUGUUCUUGCUACAAUCGAGAAAGGAGCUCUCCACUGGCCUACUGAUAGGCUGAAGAAGUUUCCAGAGUUGAAAUUUAAAUAUGUGGAAGAUGAAAAUACAGUGGAAUUUUUUGUUCCAUACGUUUGGCGAUUGACAUUCCAAUUUUCAACGUUAUACUGGGAUGCAACACGUAUACGCCUUUUUAAUACUUCUUUUCUUGCUUAA
This is a messenger RNA of Acanthocheilonema viteae, 2007 nucleotides long. NCBI's taxonomy places the organism in Eukaryota, Metazoa, Nematoda, Chromadorea, Rhabditida, Onchocercidae. The record is from the annotation of a GenBank genome assembly.